Liolophura sinensis is the source of this 3779-nucleotide messenger RNA. Its product is annotated as suppressor of SWI4 1 homolog. The record is from RefSeq and is a predicted model, not a curated record. Gene Ontology annotation, cellular component: preribosome, large subunit precursor. Bases 1268 to 2761 code for a protein of 497 amino acids. Gene Ontology annotation, biological process: rRNA processing; ribosomal large subunit assembly. Gene Ontology annotation, molecular function: rRNA binding. The transcript has 10 exons. Lineage: Eukaryota; Metazoa; Mollusca; Polyplacophora; Chitonida; Chitonidae.
UUGUGUCAAGAAGAAUCAUAAUCCACACGCAUUACACUGUGUUAAGAAUAUGUCACUGAAAAUGACCGAACUCACCCAUUUUUACAACAACAACAACAUCUUGUUGACAUCAAUUAUCGGACCAUACCCGAUCACCUCUUGGGAAUUCAAAGACCUAGGGCGCUUACGAUUGUACGGAAACACCGGUGUCUAACCUACACAAUAAUGUGACGUUAUUCGCCGUUAUUGUUAUGUAUUUGAUCCUUAUUCAACUUACCUGAUCUAGCCCCACCUGCAUCUGCGGUCAGCGGCCAAAGACUCCCUGUACCCGACCACGUUAUCUUUUUCUUUGUUGUUGCUGGUUAUGUAAUACCUUUCAGUCAGGUAAACAUUCUCAAACCGAUUCCAAAUUAUAGUCUGUUUCUCUUUCAAAAAAAAAAAACAAACAAAACAUCGCUAGAAUCAUUCAGAAUACAAUUAUCUUGUGUAACGUACAAAAGUAACAUCAACCUGAUGUGAUCUUUUUUCAUGAUUUAAUCUGAAACCACUCCAAGAUAAUAACAUACAAGCCAGAUCACACUAAGAAAAAUAAUUUUCUGUACCCUUAGCCACUAUCUCAGAAGCUACUUGCUUCAAAAAAGGCUGUUUUUUUUUUUAGUUAGAGCCGAUAUUGAGGUACACGCGUUCUGUGAGAAGCAAAACAUUUUUUUUUUAAUGGGGCAAAAUAAGGCGACACAUUUUCACAAGGCUAGGCACGAGAGCCUCACUUUCGUAUCAUCACUUUCCCAGCUAUCACAGGAGGCCAGUGCACACAAAAAGAGGAGAUUUGACAAAGUUUAACCCAAAUUUGUGGUUCCAGAAUGUGGAUCUAAAGUGAAAGUGCACUAUUAUACAUAUGCAGACUAUUGAUUUUUAAAUUUGACCAUGUUAUUUUUGUCACAAAUGUACACCCUAUAAUCGUAAGCGCCCCUAGACCGGAGACCAGAAACUGGAAAGCAGUUUUUGGCCUGAUUUGCCUGCUCACGUAAUAUGCUAUCAUCUUGUGAAAACAUGAUCAUGUGUAAGCAGGGGCCCACUUUGGGAGCGGUAGAUUCAGGGUCAGUCAUGGGUCUGGUCACACCAAAGACCUUAAAACUUCCUUGGUUGACAUAUAAUGGCUCGGGCGGGGUAGCUUACUUGCCUUUGGUAAGCCGUCUCAGUGAAGCAGCAGUAGUUAAAAGAGAAGUGGAAAUCCAUACUGCAACAAGAAGGCAUACUACAAGCACUCUAAGGACUCCUUUGUCAUCAUAUGAUUGAAAAAGUGUUAAUUACAAAGGGUCGUGCUGUGAAAGCAGCCCGGAAGCAACAGUUGGGCAAUCAAGAGGACCAUUAUAAGAGUGCUCCACAUUCAUUUGUCUUUCAUCGAGGUCAUGUUGGGAAAAACAUAAAAAUACUUGAAAUGGACAUACGCAAGUUGAUGGAGCCUUACACAGCCAGGCAUCUACAGGUGCGAAAGAAGAAUGUGCUGAAAGACUUUGUUAAUGUGGCUGGGGCUUUGAAUGUUUCACAUUUUGUGAUCUUGACAAAGACUGAGAUAUCCACUAAUAUGAAGAUAGCCAGGGCACCUAAAGGUCCCACAUUGACUUUUAAAGUGCAAUCUUUUUCUCUGGCCAAAGACAUCUUGUCGUCAUUGAAGAAACAGAGCAUGAAUCCUAUGAUAUUUAACCAUCCUCCUCUGCUAGUCAUGAACAACUUCAGCGGGGAGGGACUUCAUCUUAAGCUUAUGACCACCAUGUUCCAAAACAUGUUUCCAUCAAUCAGUGUGAACCAGGUGAAGUUAGACCAUAUCAAAAGAUGUAUCUUGCUAAACUAUGAGGCUGAGGAUAAGACUGUCACUAUGCGGCAUUACAUGAUCUCUAUCAAACCGGUGGGGUUGAGUCGCCCAGUAAAGAAGUUAAUCAAGGCCAAACUACCUGACCUUGGCAAAUUUGCAGAUGUGGAUGAGUACCUGAUGCAAGGAAAUGUUUCGGAGAGUGAAGGAGAGCAGGAUGGACCUGAUAAUGAGGUCACUCUGCCACAGUCCGUGUCGAGUCGUGGAAACCUCAAGUCUACACAGAGUGCAAUCAGACUAACAGAGGUUGGACCUCGGCUAACCCUAAAACUUGUAAAGAUUGAGGAAGGUAUGUGUGAGGGAGAAGUCAUGUUCCACGAGUUCAUUCAGAAAACUUCACAAGACAUGGCAAAUUUGAAGGCAAUGAGAGAAAAGAAAAGGAAUAUUAAGAUGUUAAGAAAACAGGAGCAGUCUGAAAAUGUAAGAAAGAAAGAGUUGGCAAAAGAAGAACACAAGAAGAAAAGUUUGUCCGGAAUGAAAGAUAGGAAGACAGAGACAGAUGAUGAUGGCUAUAAUUCUGAAGGAGCUCAGGAUACAGGUGAUGAUGAUGAUGAUUAUGAAUACUUCAGACAGGAAGUUGGCCAGGAACCUGACAAAGAUUUGCUUCUUUCUAGUGGGAACAAGCGCAAACAAAGAAUGGAGGUACGCGGUGGGAAGAAAAGAAGGAAAGACAAUACACCAAAUCAAGGAUCUCCAGAAAGAUCUGUCAAAAAGGCUAACCGAGGAGACAAAAAAUUUAACAAAGCAAACAAAAACAUCAAUAAAACAGACUUGAAAUUAAAAAAGUCUGACAAAAACUUCAACAAGUCUAGUAAAAGAGGCGGGUUAAUGAAAGGUAAAAGUACUGCGCCAAAACUGUCCAGGAAACAGCCCAAGACGAGACCAAGACAGAGGAGUGGAAAACGGCGGUGACUGGGCGGACAGUGAUCUGUGUGUUGAUGCGCUGUGAAUAUUCACCUGUCUGAGUAUCUGUCGUCUGUAUUCUGAGCGUCUGGUCCCGUCUGGUCAUGAUAAGGAGUCUAGGCUGACAGCAUCUGGAAAACUUGAGAAGCAGAAAUCAAUGUGGUGUGAACAGGUUCGGGUGAUAAGCACAUAUGCGGUCCAGGUACUGGUUUGUGAGGACAUAGCACUGACGUCCAUCGAAUAUGAUUACAUUCUGGUUAAACCAUAAGGUUCAGUUCCAAGCCAUUGAGAUCAUAAUGAAAGGACAUCAGAAAUGCUACGCAGAAUUGAUUGUCAUGUUUCAACUCGUCCGUGACUGAGCACUACCAUAUCAUGUAUGCAGUCUUAAUAUUGAAAAUUCAUUGAGUCAGCACUAUACAUGAACAUGUAGUCUUGUGGUACCCUGACAUCAUGUAUGUGGGGAAAUUUAGAGGAUUUUGUUACUGGUGCCAUUACAGGGCUUCAAAUCCUGAAGGAUCACAUAGUACUGGCAUAUAAAUAACAUAUUUGUAACUCAUUUGGAAUGCUCAGCUUUUCUCCAACUAUUAUUAGGCGAGAAACCUUAAAGGGACACAAAAGGCAGUGUAAUUUAAUAGACUUAAAAGAAAUGGUUGUAUGAUCUUGUUUGUGAAAAAUUGCAGAAAUGUUACCACACAGUAAUAAUUUUGCUUUACCGAUUUCCAGUAAAUGUAAAUUUGAUCUGAUCUAUUUAGUUAUCAUCUGUUCAUAUCUUCAUAUGCUUUUGCAGGCCGGAUGCCUAUGUGUGUGUGUACGUGUUCCUUUUUUUUUAAUUGAAAUCAUUUAUUUUUCUGGAUGCUCCAGCUUUGUGAGAUAUUCAGUAAUGGUAAUGCGAAAGAUCCCUCUUGGUCCUGAUGGUGGCCCAUCAAAUGGCUGCUGUCCAUAAAAUGACAAAAUCAGAGCAAGCCUUAUUUGGUUCCGACAAUUGUUCCCCUCUUGUCAUCAUUCGGUGAAGAGAAAUGGCCUAUAA